AUGGGUGUCCCAGCAAGCAUCGCUGGGGUCUCAGUUGGUAGUUCAGGAGUAAUAAUUAUCGUGGGUGGUGUUAAAAGUGAGGGUCAGGAAGAGACCGGGUUGGGUGGCGGCAAGAGUGACGGAGAUGCGGUUGGUGCUUUCUAUAUGUUUAGUGGAGACGGAGAGGACCGAGAAGGAAUAAACGAAAAAAUAAUCCAAGAAUUAGUCCAACAUUUUAAUAAUUGUAAAGGAGAAGAGGAAGAACCCAACGAACACCGAGAACCCGACCAAAAAGGAAAUAACCCUUUAUGCCAAAGUUGUCAAAGAGAUGAAGAACAUUCAAGCGAAAAUAAAGAACCCAAAAAAGACCGACCUAAUAAUAACGAUGAGCCAAAUAACCCAACCCCCAAGCAACCAAAUAAUAUAAAUAUCAUUCAAUUAUUAGACCAAUUGGAAAAAUAUUUUGUUGAUAAUGACAUUAAACUUAUCAAAAGAGAAAACGAAAAACUAGUUAUUGAGUAUAAUAACCCUAACUCCAAUAAUACUUUAACCGCUCAACAGCAAGAGCAAAUAAUUGGAGGAUUAGCAAUUUUAGGAACUUUAACAAAGGAAUUCGGAUCCAUUAUUCAACAGCAGAAAAAAGUUGUUGAUGAGUAUAGAGAAUAUUUGACUAAAAGACAAAGAAAAGGGGAUGACAGUUUUUUAAUUCGAGUUAAGAACGAAAUAAAUAAUAAGAUAAAGAUUUUAAGAGACCCCGACUUUAAAGAAUUAGAACCCGCCGUCCGUAAGCGUGAAUUGGAGGACCUUCAAAAAGCCCGUGAUAUCUACGAACGAUUUUUUGACUUUAAAGGCAAUUGA
Molecule: messenger RNA, 837 nt
Organism: Scutellospora calospora
Lineage: Eukaryota; Fungi; Glomeromycota; Glomeromycetes; Diversisporales; Gigasporaceae
Source: the annotation of a GenBank genome assembly